Notodromas monacha is the source of this 1869-nucleotide messenger RNA. The record is from the annotation of a GenBank genome assembly. Lineage: Eukaryota; Metazoa; Arthropoda; Ostracoda; Podocopida; Cyprididae.
AGAAAUUGUCUGCUUCCUCCUUUUUUUUUUUUACGCCGGCCUGUCAGCGCGAUUUAGAUCUUCGGUGAUAGCCUCGGUGUUCGUCGAUUCGAUUAUCAUUUCAAGAUCAAUUUUGACCCUUUUUCCAACGAAGACGAUGGGACCCAUUCGCGCCACCCGUGCCAUCGUCCAAAGACCUGUCGUGAAGUCUGAAAAUGAGAAUUACGCCGUGGACAAGAAACAAGUUGUACCGAGAGGAGCCGUGAGCAAAUUACCUCUCAGCAAUCGCGUUCUCGGGGAAGUGACUAACAAUGGACGAAAAGCAGCGAAUUUGAUGAGCAAACCUCCAGUCAAGGGUGUUUCAACUCGCAGAGCAGCAAAAGAAGCAGCUCCCGUUUCUCCUCUGGUGGUGAACCCUGAAAUUAAGACUCCUUCAGAUGAUCAAGAAUCCACCUCAGAGUAUAUCACACCUGGCGAAACCUUCUCUGAAACGAAGUAUGACGAUGUGGAGGAAAUGGAAGUUGAUACCUCUACCUCAUGCUUCGUUGGUUCGAGGGGGCGGACCAUCGAUCUGAGCACAGGCAAAGAACUUCAGUAUGAUCUCUCCAAAGUGAUCGAUUAUGAUUCCCAAAAUGUGGGGAAGAUUGAGGAGUAUUCCUGCUACGUAGAAGAUGUGUUCAGAUACUACCGUCAGCGGGAGAUUGAUCCGCAGUUCGCCGUCGAUCCGCAGUACAUCAUUCACCAGAAGAACAUAAACUGGGCAAUGCGGUCUAUUUUGGUCGACUGGAUCGUAGAUUUGCAAGAGUCUUUCGCCUUGUGCCACGAAACAUUGUACCUCGCCGUAAAAAUUGUGGACCUCUACUUGACUAAGUCACAAAAGGUGUUGCCAAUGGAUAAGCUGCAGUUGUUGGGCAUUACAUCCGUGUUCAUCUCUUCAAAGUUCGAGGAGAGAACCUACACUCGUGUGGAUGAUUUGGUAUACAUGACGGAAGAUUCCUACACUGCGAGUGAGGUGUUCACCAUGGAAGUCGAAGUUAUGCAGACUAUAGGCUUCCAACUGGGAUUCCCGAUGUCGUACAGGUUUCUACGAAGAUUCGCGAAGACGAAGCAAUUAACCAUGCAAGUCCUCACGUUGGCGAGAUACAUUCUGGAGUCAAGUUUGCUCGACAACGCUUUCUUGGGCGAUCGAGAGUCUUUGCAGGCUUCUGGAGCUUUGUAUCUUGCCAUGAAAAUGACAAAUCCGACCGCAGAUCCGUGGGACGAUACAGCUAUACACUAUUCUGGAGUAGACAAGGAGUCCGCCAAGAAGCAGGCGAUCAAGUUGAAUGGGAUGCUGAGAAGACCGAAGAAAAAUUGUAAAACUGUUCAAACGAAAUAUGAGCAUGAGGUAUUCAUGAAGGUGGCGCUUAUCACGAAGAUCUCCGACGAUGUCUUGUGAGAAACUGACUGCUUUACGUCCCGAAUUCCAUCAGGGAGAAUUCACAAACCCAGCAAGGAUUAUGUUAUAUAAGCCUAUUUGUUGCCAAUUCUAUCCGUUUUUCUGACGGGAUGAGGCCUCACGCGAUAAGAUAUAUUCGGUGAGGCUGUGACUCGGUUUUUUUUUUAAAUCUGUGAAAACAUCUGAUUGUGAAAAGACAUUAAAUUAUGUAUGUUUUUUGAAGCUGAUUAAAACGUUUGACUCUUUAUGAUUCUUGUCUUUCUGGAAAUGACUCGAUUUUGGUCACGUGGGCAAAUGGCGUGUUUCUCGUUUCGAUCUUUGGGAAAAGCGUAGUGUGUGAUGCCUCGAUAAGAUUCAUACCGCGGAUUCCUUGAUGUGUGGUUCCAUUUUAAAUGUAUGAGAAUAUACAAGUCGGCAUUGUAUCAUGAUGGUGAAUAAAUAUUUUGACCUCA